This is a messenger RNA of Aspergillus homomorphus CBS 101889, 926 nucleotides long. RefSeq names its product SDR family NAD(P)-dependent oxidoreductase. The transcript is spliced from 4 exons. The record is from RefSeq and is a predicted model, not a curated record. Bases 1 to 765 code for a protein of 254 amino acids. Gene Ontology annotation, molecular function: oxidoreductase activity. Lineage: Eukaryota; Fungi; Ascomycota; Eurotiomycetes; Eurotiales; Aspergillaceae.
AUGUCCGCGACAAAAGUGGCCCUCGUAACCGCCGGCUCGAGGGGGGUGGGUGCAGCCGUCGCACGCGUUCUAGCCCGUGACGCCCACAUGCGUGUGGCUAUCAACUAUCAUUCUGACGUCGCAGCGGCAAACGCCCUCAUUCAAGAGCUGGCGAAGCUCUCACCGUUGCCACAGACUUCAGAUCCGAGUUUCAUCGCGCUGAAGGGUGAUAUGGGCAGUCGGGAGGACAUUUCUCGCGUGGUGGCGGAUACUGUGCACGCAUUCGGGAGACUCGAUGUCGUCGUCUCGAAUGCGGGCUGGACCCGGAUGACGAACUUCAUGAAUCUGGACGAGGCGGAUAAUGAUGGAGACUGGGAUAGAUGUUUCCAGAUCAAUGUGAAGAGCCAUUUUCAUCUGUUUCAUGCGGCGCGGCCGUAUUUGGAUGCGACGGAGGGAGCUUUUGUGGCUACGGCUUCCGUCGCGGGGGUGAAGCCUAGUGGAAGUAGUUUGCCUUAUGCUGUCACCAAGGCUGCGUUGAUCCAUCUAGUCCGCAGCUUGGCAAUGAUCGCUGCUCCGAAGAUUAGAGUGAAUUCCGUCGCUCCAGGAGUUCUUCUGACGGACUGGGGACGUCAAUUCUCGGAAGUGAAACUCCGGUCAGUACAAGAACAGAAUGCGCUUAAGCGCUUUGCGACUCCCGAGGAUGUAGCAGACCAAGUGCGUUUCUUGGCGACGAGUCCCUCGGUUACAGGGCAGAACAUCAUUAUCGACGCCGGCUUCUCGCUGUGAAUAUGGUUAAGGAAUGGUUUCAUGUGCACCUGAGUCCGUAUAGUGCCACAUGGAGCUCACUUUGGCUUCUUGUUGGACCACUUGGCGGCUUGAGAUCGUGUAGCUGAAUCACAUCUCACCGUGCCAACUCUUAGUGUCGAAAGAUCAAAGACGCGCACUCG